Molecule: messenger RNA, 2518 nt
Organism: Wasmannia auropunctata (little fire ant)
Lineage: Eukaryota; Metazoa; Arthropoda; Insecta; Hymenoptera; Formicidae
Exons: 6
Source: RefSeq, a predicted model, not a curated record
UACAAGUGACUACAUCGUUUCAUCUCGUUUUAACGUAUGGUUGUGACUUGAAGGCGCUAACCGCUAUACAUGUAUGAAAGUAAAUAGGAUAUCUAUAUAUUCGUGUUAUCGUAUUUUUGCAAUUUGCUUUAUUGUUGCUGUCUUUUCGGAUAAAAAUUGUGCUUUCCUGAACUUCAAAUGGGGAAAUAUGCGAAGUAUACUAAGCAUUACCGUAAAGAAUGGGAGAAAGAAAAAGACUUUAAAGGAUGGUUGUGUCGUGCACCAGAGGCAUUAAUAUUAGCUGGAAAAGGCGAAGCCUAUUGUAAAAUUUGCCAGUCAACUGUACGUGCCCAUAAAACUGAUUUACAAAAACAUUUAUUAACAAAAGCUCAUCAAAGUAAAGCGACAGCAUUGGACACUAAAAUACAAAAGUCGCUAACAGUCUGUGGUGUUCAAACUUCUAAUACCAAAAUGACUGAAAUUAAGUUGUGCAUGCACAUGGCAGCUCACAACUCAAUAAAAAACAUAGAUCAUUUAAGUGAAUUGUUAAAAGAGUGUGGAAAGGGCAGCGAUUUAGAAAAACUGCGGCUGCAUAGAACAAAAACUUCUAAGAUAAUAUUGAAAGUCAUAUCGCCGGCCAUGUUUAAAGAAAUGAUUGAAGAUAUUGGAAAUGAGCCCUUUUCAAUAAUAUUAGAAGAGUCUACUGAUGUGUCUGACAUUAAAUACAUGGCAUAUUGCAUACGAUAUUUUAGUAAGAGACUAAAUACAUUUGUAGUGGAUUUUCUCGGUUUCAGCGAAAUAUUUGAAGCCACUGCCGAAAAACUUUAUGAACAUUUUAUGGAAUUCAUGUCUGAAACAGGACUGAACUACAAAAAUAUGAUUGGCAUAGGAACGGAUGGUGCGAACAAUCUUUGUGGCAAGAGUCACAGCUUGUAUACGUUAUUAAAAGAAAAGAUUCCACAUUUACAAUUGAUAAAAUGCGUUUGCCAUUCCUUAAAUUUGUGUGCCUCCAACGCAAGCGACGAAUUACCAUGUAGAGUCGAAUUUUUACUACGAGAAACGAGAACAUGGUUCUCUCACAGUCCUCUUCGUCAAAUGAGGUACAGCAAAAUGUAUCAAUUAAUUAAUGCCGGAAAACAACCACCUAAACUGAUUCAAUUAUCUUCGACGCGUUGGCUUGCUUGGAGUGAAGCUGUUUCUACAAAUAUUAAACAAUGGCUGGAGCUGAAACAACACUUUCAAUUGGCGUCAAAAACCCAAGACGAUAAAUGCUAUACAGCAAGAACGCUUGCAAAUAUGUACGAAGACGACAGUAAUUUACUAUGUUUACUUUUUUUAGAUGGAAUUUUAAAAGACGUUACUAAUUUAAAUCUUGCAUUUCAAAAAACAAAUGCUGAUAUUACAAAAUUAUAUGCUGACUUACACAUGCUACUUAUGUUGUUGGUAAGAAGAAUUAUAAAACCUUAUUUGAAACAUCAGAGAACGUCUUCUAUACUGCAUCAAGCAAACAUAGAUGAUGUAGCGAGAGCUUUGGAAAAGGUGCAUCAAGAUUUUGAAAAUGUCCUUCUUCCCCUAGAAUCGUUGUCCAAGAAAGAUGUGUGGCCUACGAUUCGUCUUUGUAACGAACUUGUAAAAAGAUUGCCAUACAAUCUCCCUACAGUGGAAAGUUUGCGUUACUUGACACCUGAAAUGUGCCUAAAUCAAUUAAAUACAUCAUAUAGAAAUUUACCAUGGGAGCUAGCUGGGAUAGGACUGAACUACAAAAAUAUGAUUGACAUAGGAACGGAUGGUGCGAGCAAUCUUUGUGGCAAGAACCACAGCUUGUACACGUUAUUAAAAGAAAAGAUUCCACAUUUACAAUUGAUAAAAUGCGUUUGCCAUUCCUUAAAUCUGUGUGCCUCCAACGCAAGCGACGAAUUACCAUGUACAGUCGAAUUUUUACUACGAGAAACGAGAAAAUGGUUCUCUCACAGUCCUCUUCGUCAAAUGAAGUACAGCAAAAUGUAUCAAUUAAUUAAUGCCGGAAAACAACCACCUAAACUGAUUCAAUUAUCUUCGACGCGUUGGCUUGCAUGGAGUGAGGCUGUUUCUACAAAUAUUAAACAAUGGCUGGAGCUGAAACAUAACACUUUCAAUUGGCGUCAAAAACCUAAGACGAUAAAUGCUAUACAGCAAGAACGCUUGCAAAUAUGUACGAAGACGACAAGAACGUCUUCUAUACUGCAUCAAGCAGACAUAGAUGAUGUAGUGAGAGUUUUGGAAAAGGUGCAUCAAGAUUUUGAAAACGCCCUUCUUCCCCUUGAAUCGGUAAAUUUUGGACAUCGAUUUGAAUCAUAUGCUGCAAAGAAGACUAUUUCACAAACAUCUUUAAAAGUUAUCCAAGAAAGAUGUGUGGCCUAUACGAUUCGUCUUUGUAACGAACUUGUAAAAAGAUUACCCUACAAUCUCCCUACAGUGGAAAGUUUGCGUUACUUGACACCUGAAAUGUGUCUAAAUCAAUUAAAUACAUCAUAUAGAAAUUUACCAUGGGAACUAGCCG